CAUUGGCUGAUGAAAGAUGUAAAGGGCGGGCUCUUUUAUUUUGACUUUUUUGUGUGUGGAAGUGGUUUCAUUGUGCUGGACUUGACGUGGUUCAGUGAUAAAGAGGCGCAGCAGCAGGACGGUGGAGGUAAACCUGCUGCAGUCCGCCGGUGGACACAGUGCUGCAGCUCCGGUCUGUCCUCUAACAAAAGAACUAACUCACAACCCGACGGGAGAGGAAUAAACUGAACCAGUGACACAACGGAGACAAAUAAGGAAUCAUUUCAUUUAACAUGUAAUUAUUGAAAACGAAAACAAAAAGGUGUUAAUAUUUUCCCAUAAAUUAAGAGAAACUUGUUGGAAUUUGCUUCCACGAUAUGGAGCAGCUAAUAAUUACUUUUUAGUUAAGCUGAAGCUAGUUUUGAGGUUUGACACCAGCUGGAACAGUGAGAGUGCUGGAGGCAGGGUAAGGUAAAUGGAAGCUCACUUGUUGUGCUGUGAGGGGGACAGGCCUGCCAUCCGAAGGGCCCACCGGGACUCCAACCUGUUGACUGACCGGGUCUUGCACGCUUUGUUGCGGGCAGAGGACAGGUACCUGCCCGCUGCCAACUACUUCAAAUGCGUCCAGAGAGAAAUAGCCCCGUAUAUGAGGAGGAUAGUGGCUACCUGGAUGUUGGAGGUAUGCGAGGAGCAGAAGUGUGAGGAGGAGGUUUUCCCUCUGGCUAUGAACUACAUAGACCGCUUCCUGUCAGUGGAACCUACCAAGAAGAACCACCUGCAGCUGCUGGGAGCUGCCUGCAUGUUCCUGGCAUCCAAGCUGAAGGAGACCAUCCCACUCACUGCUGAGAAACUCUGCAUCUACACAGACAACUCUAUCACACCCACUCAGCUGCUGCAAAUGGAGCUGCUGGUGUUGAACAAGCUCAAGUGGGACCUGGCUUCGGUGACCCCUCUGGACUUCAUUGACCACUUCCUGUCUCAGCUGCCUAUCAGGAGGGAGAACAGGCCCAUACUCAGGAAGCAUGCUCAGACCUUUGUGGCGCUGUGUGCCACAGAUGUUAAAUUCAUAGCCAGCCCUCCGUCCAUGGUGGCAGCAGGCAGCAUGGUGGCAGCAGUGGAGGGCUUACAGAUGAGAAUAGUGGGCAAUGCCAUGAUGUCUCAGAAACUGACAGAGCAGCUGGCACAGACCAUCAGGAGUGACCCGGACUGUCUGAGGGCGUGUCAGGAACAAAUCGAGUCGCUGCUGGAAACCAGUCUCAGACAUGCACAACAACAGCAACAUUCGGUAACCAUGGAAACUAAGAAUAUCGGUGAGGGGCAGGACCUCUCGACUACACCUACAGAUGUGCGGGACGUCAACAUCUGAUGGAGUUCAAUGAGAAGAGAGACACGGUGUGAACUGAUUACAUGGACACACACACACA
This is a messenger RNA of Thunnus maccoyii (southern bluefin tuna), 1403 nucleotides long. RefSeq names its product G1/S-specific cyclin-D1-like. Gene Ontology annotation, cellular component: cytoplasm; nucleus; cyclin-dependent protein kinase holoenzyme complex. Gene Ontology annotation, molecular function: cyclin-dependent protein serine/threonine kinase regulator activity. The record is from RefSeq and is a predicted model, not a curated record. Bases 455 to 1345 code for a protein of 296 amino acids. NCBI's taxonomy places the organism in Eukaryota, Metazoa, Chordata, Actinopteri, Scombriformes, Scombridae. The transcript has 5 exons. Gene Ontology annotation, biological process: regulation of cyclin-dependent protein serine/threonine kinase activity; positive regulation of G1/S transition of mitotic cell cycle; mitotic cell cycle phase transition.